This is a messenger RNA of Cooperia oncophora, 822 nucleotides long. The record is from the annotation of a GenBank genome assembly. Lineage: Eukaryota; Metazoa; Nematoda; Chromadorea; Rhabditida; Trichostrongylidae.
AUGGAUCCAAUACUGAUGGAAUUCACGGAUGUUUGUCGGCAUUUCCUUGGAAGAGGUGGAGAGUAUCUUGCCGUUGUGUUCUCAGUAGUCGUCCUACUUGGAGGCAUCAUGGUCUAUUGGGUUCUCAUGUCGAACUUUCUCUACUACACAGGAACCGUUGUUUACGAAUCAUUGCAAGCAAACAGUUCCACCAUUCCUAUUAUGGAAAACAAGACGUUCACUUGUGACGUGUACUGUCCAUUGGAGAGGUCAUCUUUAAAUUAUCUGGAAGAAGGAAGUAAACAGCUUCUGGAACAGCUGUCUCAACCGUCCUGGGAUUUCGAUAGUCUCUGGCAAUUGCAGGGUACCGUACCGAUUUAUCUGGCCAUUAUAACUUUUCCUUUGAUGAACUUCAAAUCGCCGACAUUCUUUACGAAAUUCAAUGUGUUGGGAACUUUAUCGGUAUUCUAUCUGCUAACAUUUACUGGUUCAAAACUGCUUGAGUGCGGUUUGAAUAUGAACUUCGAUGACCCAAAUUCGAUUCAUUACGCUAAAGCAUUUAGCUGGCGAUUUCCCGCUUUGACUGGUACUUUAACAUUAUCGUACUUCAUUCAUAAUGCGGUGCUUACCAUCCUUCGGAAUCAAAAGAAUCCCGAAAACAAUGCUCGUGAUCUCUCAAUCGGUUACCUGUUAGCUGCACUGUGCUACAUGUUUAUUGGUUUCACAUUUUAUGCUGGCUUCCCAGUGCAGAGAUCCUGUAUCAGUGACGUAAGUUAUUAUUUCUUAUUAAACGUCCUAGGACCUUAUCCACCUAAUGUGUUUAUUUUUGUAAUUUUGUACUGA